Atta colombica is the source of this 3843-nucleotide messenger RNA. It is a transcript of the gene dachs, whose product is annotated as unconventional myosin-IXb. The record is from RefSeq and is a predicted model, not a curated record. Gene Ontology annotation, biological process: vesicle transport along actin filament; actin filament organization. Gene Ontology annotation, cellular component: vesicle; actin cytoskeleton; cytoplasm. NCBI's taxonomy places the organism in Eukaryota, Metazoa, Arthropoda, Insecta, Hymenoptera, Formicidae. Gene Ontology annotation, molecular function: cytoskeletal motor activity; actin filament binding; ATP binding.
AUGGCUACCCUCGGUCUCUCCAAAGUCUUCAUAUUGGACAAGUAUUUUACGGAGCUACAGAAGUUCUGGGAGACCGAGAAAAAACUUCAAGAUGCUUCUUCAUCGAAUGAAGCGGUGCACCUACAGCAGCGUUUGCGGAGCCUCAGCACGGAACUGGUGACCCUGAGGAACCGGCUGCACGUAAGCCAACCGGCGAACACAUCAGGGCCGACAGGCGGUACCUCUGGACCCCUCUCGAAGAGUCCGGAAAAAGGUGGACCCACUUCACCUGCACCCGCAGUACCCCCAAGAACCACCCUACCGCCCAGUGGCACAGUAUCUCAUGGAAUCGGUCAUCCUGCGAGUCACACAUUAACAGCUUCCGUAAUUGUUCAUCCGCAUGUCAAUCAUGCUAACGCAAACACGCUCAACCAUAAUUCAACCGCAACAAAUAAUUUAAUAUCUGAUCUAGAUCCUUCGAAACGUCACAAUGGAGUACCUGAUGAUGGGAUAGUAUCCUGUGUAACAGCAUUAGGAUGUCUUCGAUCGCCACCGAUCUCUAGCAUCAUUGCCGAUGUGAAAAACGCAAAAAGCAAUCAAAAUCAGCAUCGAUGUCUUCCAAAAGCUACCGCGUCUUCGCCCGGCCCUGCGACUUCCACGACCUUCGAUGACCUCAUUCAUCUAUCUGGACCUCUCACAGAAGAUGCAGUACUUAAAUGUCUUCAAGCUCGCUUCUGCGCCAAACAGUAUCAUACAAACGUGGGUCCUAUAUUGGUUUGCGUAAAUCCUUAUACAGACGUUGGAAAUCCAUUAACCUUAACGAGCACCAGGUCGGUACCAUUAGCACCUCAGUUGAACAAGGUCGUCCAGGAAGCCGUAAGGCAGCAAUCGGAGACCGGGUAUCCGCAGGCGAUUAUUCUUUCUGGGACAAGCGGUUCCGGAAAAACGUACGCUUCGAUGCUAUUACUUAGGCAACUCUUCGACGUCGCCGGCGGCGGACCGGAAACGGACGCUUUCAAACACCUAGCGGCAGCCUUCACGGUCCUCAGAUCCUUGGGCUCAGCGAAAACCGCCACAAACUCGGAGAGCUCAAGGAUAGGUCACUUCAUUGAGGUUCAGGUGACGGAUGGUGCUUUAUACAGAACAAAAAUUCAUUGUUACUUCUUAGACCAGACAAGGGUAAUCAGACCGUUGUCAGACGAAAAGAAUUACCAUAUAUUUUAUCAGAUGUUGGCUGGAUUAUCUCACGACGAGCGAGUUAAAUUAAAUUUAGAGGGAUAUAAUCUCAAAAAUUUGAGGUAUCUUCAACAUGGCGAUACACGACAAGACGAAGCUGAAGAUGCGAUUCGAUUUCAAGCGUGGAAAGCUUGUUUAGGCGUUUUAGGCAUCCCAUUUUUGGACGUCGUAAGAGUGCUAGCAGCGGUACUCAUCCUCGGAAACGUCGGUUUUACAGAUGGUCCUGGUGUAGAAGUUGGCGUAAUUGGUGAGAACGAAUUAUCCUCUGUAGCUACACUCCUGGGAGUUCCUCCGCCAGCCUUAUUACGAGGGCUCACCUCGAGGACUCACAAUGCGCGCGGCCAGCUCGUUAAAUCCAUCUGCGAUGCCAACAUGUCUAACAUGACCAGGGAUUCGCUCGCAAAAGCCCUUUAUUGCCGCACUGUAGCUACGAUAGUGAGACGAGCCAACAGCUUGAAGAGACUUGGUUCGACUCUCGGCACCCUUUCAUCGGAUUCCAAUGAAUCUGUUCAUAAUCAAGCGGAUGUUACUAGCCAACAUGCCUCUACAAUUGGCAGUUCAGCAGGGGGUACAGGAUCCAGAAGCAUGACUGCCCUGAAUAACGCCGUGCGACACGCCACGGACGGCUUCAUCGGCAUCCUGGACAUGUUCGGGUUUGAAGAUCCUAAACCAAGCCAGCUAGAGCACCUCUGCAUCAAUCUUUGCGCGGAGACGAUGCAGCACUUCUACAACACUCACAUAUUCAAGAGCUCCAUCGAGAGUUGCCGUGACGAAGGCAUCCGGUGCGAUGUCGAAGUCGACUAUGUCGACAACGUGCCAUGCAUUGAUCUCAUUUCUUCCUUGCGUACCGGAUUGCUAAGUAUGUUAGAUGUGGAAGGCUCUAUACACGGGACCGCAGAAAGUUACGUUGCCAAAGUGAAGGUGCAGCAUAAGCAAAAUCCUCGGUUAUUUGAACCAAGGACCGUUGACUGUAGAUCUUUCGGUAUUCAGCAUUUUGCAGGAAGAGUCACCUACGACACUUCAGACUUCUUAGAUACAAAUAAGGAUGUUGUCCCUGAUGACUUAGUAGCGGUCUUCUACAAACACACUUGCAGCUUUGGAUUUGCUACUCACUUGUUUGGUAGUGAAUUGAAAGCAUUAUACGCGAGCGAUACUGUACCUAGAGGUGUUAGUUUUCGAAUAUCACCAACUUCUCACACUGAUCUUUUAAACGGAGACGAGCCAAUAUCAACGUUGACACAGGACUUUCAUACAAGGUUAGAUAAUCUCUUGAGGACUCUUGUCCAUGCUAGACCGCACUUCGUCAGAUGCAUCCGUAGCAAUAGCACCGAGACGCCAAUGCACCUCGACAGGGGAGUUACGAUGCGCCAAAUACGUUCGUUGCAAGUUCUGGAAACAGUAAACCUCAUGGCGGGAGGAUAUCCACAUAGGAUGCGAUUUAAAGCUUUCAAUGCGAGAUAUAGGUUGAUCGCACCUUUCAAACAACUACGUCGCGCCGAGGAGCAGGCUGUCGAGGACACGAAAUUGAUUUUACAAAAUGCGCAGCAGCUAAAGAGUAAGUUUGGCGCUAGCACAAGCUGGGCUGUCGGCAAACGGCAUAUUUUUCUCAGCGAAGGUAUCAGACAGCAGCUCGAAAAUCUGCGGGCGGAAACACGAAGAAAAGCUGCUACAGCAAUUCAGGCUACAUGGAGAGGAUGGCGCGUACGAAAGAGAUGGCCUUUGAGAAGAACAACCGUAGGAAUAACAUGUGGCAUUGGACAGAAGAAACCUCAACAACCACCUACUGGAACCAAUACCGGAACCGUUCAGAGGAAUGUCACUGCUGGUACAGGAACUGGGACUGGCACUCGUCCAAGACCGCAACCAAUCGCUGGUACACCUCCUCCCGAUCCUUCGGAGAAAUGCGCCGAUCAGAAGAUGAUCCAACAAACUUGUACACUUUUUGGAUUGGAUUUAGAACGGCCGCCACCUGUCCCUCCUAGUAGAUCCUACACCGUGACCGGAAACACAAAACUUGGUUAUCCGCAAACCAGGAUUAUGAAAAUGCCUUUUCCAGAAGAGGGCGAAGGUGAAGUAGUCUUGUUGAAAGGAGAAACAGUUUUAGUCGUAGCAAGCAACUAUGGCGAACGCAAUAAAUGUGUCGGGCUUCUGCAAGGCGAUUGCAACGGCAUGCUGGAGAACGAUAGACGGCCGAUUGAAAUGCAAAUAGUAGCGGUCGACGUUAUUUCAGCUCUGAUGGAGGAUACUAAAUAUAAGUCAACCUCGAGUCUUGCUUCACCACGGAACCGCCGCGCCGCCAAGAGGAUAUUUCCAUUUUGUCUGGCUGAGAUCGAUGGCGAUCGUCUCACCAUUCUCGAGUACAAUUCCUAGAAAGUAUUUUGGCAGAACGCGCAGGAUAUUCCAACUUCCGUGAACUCACUCGAGGCGCUUUGACUGUGAGCAGGAGGCGGAGUGACAUAAAUAUCGUCUUACCGAAACGAAACACGUUAUCUCGAGGAAAGUUCUCGCCGGAAGAUCAAGGGAGUAAACUCUUUAAGUCCUUUCCAGGUGUUCCCAACUCCGUGGACUUUAGUACGAUCGUACGAUCGUGAAUUUUUCGGAAAAACGAGAACAAAGCUGACCAUGAGA